GCACAGGAACACCUUCGCCGGCACAAGGACCUGCCUGGAGCAGCGGGUGAAGCUGGAGUGCGAGCGGGAGCAGCAGGAGCGGCUGCUGCUGUCCGUCAUACCGGCGUAUAUUGCUGCUGAGGUCAAACGCUCCAUAAUGCUCAAGAUGGCCGACGCCUGUGCCGACAGCUCCAAACAAACCCGUUUCCACGAGAUGCACGUGCAGCGCCAUAAUAACGUCAGCAUUCUCUACGCUGACAUCGUCAACUUCACCCCACUGUCUGAAAGGCUCAGCGCUUCAGACCUGGUCAAGACCUUGAACGAGCUGUUUGGACGGUUCGACCAGAUUGCCCAGGAAAACCAGUGCAUGCGCAUCAAGAUCCUAGGCGACUGCUACUACUGCGUGUCGGGCCUGCCGGUGUCGCGGCCCAACCACGCCUACAACUGCGUCAACAUGGGCCUGCAGAUGAUCGACGCUAUCAGGUUCGUCCGCGAAGCGACGGGUUUCAACGUGGACAUGCGCAUCGGCAUCCACACCGGCAACGUGCUGUGUGGCGUGCUGGGCCUGCGCAAGUGGCAGUUCGACGUGUGGAGCGAUGACGUCACGCUGGCCAACCACAUGGAGUCCGGUGGCAUUGCUGGGCGAGUCCACAUCACCAAAGCAACGCUGAUGCAGCUGGGUGACAGGUUCGAGGUGGAGCCUGGAGACGGCAUAUCCAGGGAAGGGUAUCUGGCCGACCAUAAAGUGGAGACGUACCUCAUCAUUCCGCCUAAGAAACCAGGAGUCUCCGACAACGGCCGCCUCUCAGUCUGUACUGUAGACCGCAAAGCCAGCAUCGUCUCGUCGAUCUACCAGGACGUGUCGCCGACCAAGCACAAGAGCAGCAUCAGUCCGGCGCCUUCGCAGCACAGCUUCAACGAGCACGAUGCGUUUCCGAAGGUGCUGAGGACGGAGAGCAUGAGGACUACGCCGGGAGAACUCAGUCGCCGUGCCUCAGUGAAGGUGGAUGGUGGGAAGACAGUGGCCUUCGAAGGCAAUCCUGCCACCAGCCCUGGGGAAGGCAUGGGGAACGGCACAGUCGUCACCGUCAAGCCAAAGAGUCGCAGCGGCUCCAUCAUCGGUGCUAUUAGCCCCAUUAUGGGAACAGAAGAUUGUUCUGAUGAAUCAGCGUCACCUUCAACUCCUUCGGAUACGUUACAACCGACACUUUUUCUUAGGAUGCUAAGUACAAUUUCGGUGGAAUCUCUAACUACCCCUGGGGUGCCAAGCAGGUCUCGCCCUUCGAGCAAAAUGACAAAGUAUGUCGAAUGUUGGGGAGCUGACAAGCCUUUCGCCAAUAUCACUGAUUCCACUCUUGCCAAGAAUAUUGGGAUUUCUAGCUUAGCCAUGAUCGAACAAAACUUAUUGCCACAAAGAACAACGUGCUGUGAGUGCAGCACGACCGCGGAAGGCAUGAACCGCGUGACGCUCUGGUUCAAGAACAAGUCUCAAGAACGAGCUUACCGCGCGCAGCCCGACGCACAGUUCAAGUAUAACGUCGCGUGCGCAGCCGCGCUCUUCGCGUUACUGGCUACAUUGCAGUUGCUGACUGUACACAGGGGAAUAGUUCUAUACGCAGCAUUCGGGCCGACCUUCAUCACGCUGAUGGUGUUCGUCUACCUUUCAUGGUACGAUGGCCGCGUGUUCAGAAGAGGGAUGCACCCGCUAUCUGACGUGCCUGAUGACAUAUACGCCGACAACUGUACGAAGCCUGGACAGGUAGUGGCGAGUAAUCGUUUCAUCAGGCUGACAAUGUUCAUUGUAUCGGUCCUACUCAUUGGUGCCUGUGCUGUGAUUAAUUUGUUUCAACCAACAAUGAUCGAAGAAAUACCCAUAUCCUUAAGAAAUGGCUCAGAACAAGUCAACAGCACAUUGAUUAGCGUCACGCCAACGUUGUAUUUUUCUGAAGUGGAUUCAGCUCCUAGCUACCUGUACAGUUCUGUGAUCACGUUGGCGUGUAUUUCGGUAUUUCUGCGCGUGGGCUUCGUUCUCAAGCUGGUGCUUAUGUGCGCGACACUCGCCACUCAUAUCUCGAUGUUCGCUGCUUCGGACCUGUUUGAUCAUUACCACGGCCUGGGAUCGGGCAACGAAUUCUCCAUGGUGCCAUGGGCAGCCCGAGCAGGCUUAGUACUGGUAUUCGUAGCGGCCUUACUGCAUGUCAUGGAUCGCCAGAUCGAGUUCACUUCGCGAACUGACUUCCUGUGGAAAGAUAAGCUCAAGUUCGAACAGGAGGAGGUGGAAACCAUGCGAGGAAUCAACAAGAUUCUUUUAGAAAACAUCUUACCAGCUCACGUAGCGCAACACUUCUUGACUUCAGUCGCUUCAGAGGAGGACUUAUACCACGAGCGUUACUCCAGCAUCGCAGUGAUGUUCGCAUCGAUUCCCAACUACAAGGAGUUCUACGACGAGACCGACGUCAACAAGCAGGGGCUCGAGUGCCUGCGACUGCUCAACGAGAUCAUCUGCGACUUCGACAAGUUGCUCUUGAAACCAAAGUUCAGCUGCAUAGAGAAAAUCAAGACGAUAGGAAGUACUUACAUGAUCGCGUCAGGACUGAGGCCCGGGAAAGAGGAACAAAUUGACGCAAAUCGUAAGGAAGAGCACACAGUAGCCAUUUUAGUGGAGUUUGCGAUCGCGCUAAUGACGAUACUGGAUCAAAUCAACAGGGAAUCCUUCCAGAGGUUCAAACUUAGGAUAGGUCUGAACCAUGGGCCGGUGAUAGCAGGCGUGGUGGGAGCCCAAAAGCCUCAAUACGACAUCUGGGGGAACACCGUCAACGUGGCCUCGCGUAUGGAUUCCACCGGCGUCAUGGGCCGCAUACAGGUCACCGAGGACACCGCCAAAGUCCUUAUGAACGUGGGAUACACCUGCGAGUGCCGCGGUCCCACAUACGUGAAGGGCAAGGGCACGCUCACUACGUACUUCGUGAAGACUCCCAACGUCGGCGGCGCGUGAAAUUAACUGAGAAGAAAUUAUCAGGCGCUAAAAAAAAUAUCAAAAAUCAAAAUUUUCUUUAUUUGUUU
This is a messenger RNA of Ostrinia furnacalis (Asian corn borer), 3042 nucleotides long. Its product is annotated as adenylate cyclase type 2-like. Gene Ontology annotation, cellular component: plasma membrane. The coding region runs from base 137 to 2974 and encodes 945 amino acids. The transcript has 22 exons. Gene Ontology annotation, biological process: cAMP biosynthetic process; adenylate cyclase-activating G protein-coupled receptor signaling pathway; adenylate cyclase-inhibiting G protein-coupled receptor signaling pathway. NCBI's taxonomy places the organism in Eukaryota, Metazoa, Arthropoda, Insecta, Lepidoptera, Crambidae. Gene Ontology annotation, molecular function: adenylate cyclase activity. The record is from RefSeq and is a predicted model, not a curated record.